AUGGGUUACGACCCAGCCAAGCCUGAGCCUACUAGCAAGGAGAAGGUUAACGUCCGCGUUGACCUACCUCCUGAGGCAUAUCUAAAGACGCCUAUCGAUAGCCGAUUUACCAAGCGUCCUGGCUUUAAUACAAACAGCCGGCCCAUAUCUGUCCAUGUUAACCAGUUUUCAGUGAAAUCCAUCGAUCCGGACCAGAAGAUUUAUCAGUAUGAUACGACUCAAAUUGAUAUGCGGGCUCUCAAGUCCUACCUAUCCGGAACCUCGGCCUGGGAUAACACAGUCCUAGAGUGUAUGAACUUCUUGGACCAUCUUAUCCGCCAAAGGCCUUCCGAAAACCUCCUUGCUAUUAAGCGCAACUUUUAUAACUUGAAUGAGCCCCGCAGGCCUCUCACAAAUGGGACUUUUAAUGAGGUUGCUACAGGCGCGUAUGCCUCAAUCAGGCUUUGCCAGAUCAAGCCUGGAGGUACCGGCCUAGGAAUUAACGUAGAUGUCGCCAACACGGCCAUGUGGACGGGCGGCCAGAGUUUGCUGGCCCUCGUACAAGCUUACCUGCCCUCCAUUGACCGUCGCUUCUCAAACUAUGGACGCAGGAUCAGCGUUCAGGAUUACUUCUACCAACGCUAUAACACUACCCUCCAUUGGCCCGAUCUUCCCGUCAUCGAGACUACUAAGAAGGGCUGCUACAUGCCAAUGGAACUCUGCUGGAUCAAGCCCAUGCAGCGUUUCCCAUUUAAGCUGAGCGGUGCACAGACGUCGGAUAUGAUCAGAAUCGCGGUCACCCGGCCUCCUGUUCGGCGAACUAAUAUUAUGCAGAAGUUUGCUUCCCUCGACUAUCAGAACGACCAUUACCUACACCAAUAUGGCGUUCGGAUCGAUAACCACUUCACGGCCACGGACGCGAGGCUUUUGAAGCCGCCUGUUCUCCAAUUCAACAGAUCUAAAAUAGAACCUGGUACAAGUGGACGCUGGGAUCUCAAAGGCAAGAAGCUUUUCGUGUCCAACACCCGACCUCUUAAAACAUGGGGUUUUGUCCGCUUCACCAACGUCGUUGACUUUCCCCUCAUGGCCGCAUUUGCACGCCAGUUCAAGCAAUUCUUCAUUCAACAUGGUGGUGUAGUCUCGGACGAUCCUUUAUACUUCGACGCUACACGGGGUGGCAGUCUCGCUGCUGCCCUCAAAUCGGCACACGAUCAAUGGCAGCAGAAGAAGGGCAGCAAGGUAGACCUCAUGUUUUGCAUCAUAAGCAAGGGCAAGGAAGACAUCUACACUCGCCUAAAGAAGUCGGCUGACUGCCGGCUUGCUGUCCUCACCCAAAUGCUGCUGGACGAGAAUGUAGUGAAGUCUACCCUCAAUAUUGCAGCAACGUUUGCCUCAAGGUGA
Molecule: messenger RNA, 1380 nt
Organism: Parascedosporium putredinis
Lineage: Eukaryota; Fungi; Ascomycota; Sordariomycetes; Microascales; Microascaceae
Source: the annotation of a GenBank genome assembly